Messenger RNA from Carlito syrichta (Philippine tarsier), 888 nucleotides. RefSeq names its product MPV17 mitochondrial inner membrane protein like (gene MPV17L). The coding region runs from base 1 to 279 and encodes 92 amino acids. The transcript has 3 exons. The record is from RefSeq and is a predicted model, not a curated record. Gene Ontology annotation, cellular component: membrane; cytoplasm. NCBI's taxonomy places the organism in Eukaryota, Metazoa, Chordata, Mammalia, Primates, Tarsiidae.
AUGAGCAUUCUCCAGGGAAAGGAUGACAUAUUUUUGGAUCUGAAACAGAAAUUCUGGAAUACAUAUAGGAGUGGACUGAUGUACUGGCCUUUUGUCCAGCUGACCAACUUCAGCCUGGUUCCUGUUCACUGGAGGACAGCUUACACUGGACUCUGUGGUUUUCUCUGGGCCACCUUUCUUUGCUUUUCCCAGCAGAGUGGUGACGGCACUUUGAAGUCAGUGUUUACCUUCCUUCGUACAGAAAAGGCCAGUGCAGGUGAGAGGUCCCCAGAGAAAUGAGAAAUCAAGGACUCCUAAAGGGGCUAAAUUUUUGUCAUAAAAUGCACUGGAUUGCCUGCAGAGAACAUACUUGACUCACCAGUGAUGUGCUUCAUUUUGAAGAAUUACUUUAAAUUCUAAAAUUAUAGGCUUAUUUUAAAAAAUUAUCAAUGAUUAUUUUGAAUUGUAUGCAAAUCAUUUUUUACCCCAUUCUAGUCUGAAAGCCUUAACUUCUCUAAUAUUUUGUUUAAUAUCAAUAGAUGUGGCAAAAUGGCAUUUUAGAUUACUAUUACUAUUCCAAUAUUUUAAUGCCAGUUUCAGGAACCCUGGUUUCGAUUGUUUACAUCUCUAGUCUAAUGUCUCAGGUUAUCUCCUAAACAUUUUCUUUUGGGUCAGGUUACUUUUUAUAUUAAAAAUAGUCCUAUAGCAAAUUUCUCUUUACAUAGAAUUCAAUUAAGGAGAAGAUUGAAUAACCAGAUCUUCCCCCAAUAUUGCAUAAUACUUUAUUGUUAUGAUGAUACUAAAAUUCUGUUAGUACCUCUUUUAUCAUUAAAAAAGAAUAGUGUGUGGUCAAUAUGUUCUGCGUAGAAUGUAUUUUUUUAUUUUUAUUUUUUGAGUUGGAGUCUCACU